Molecule: messenger RNA, 970 nt
Organism: Colossoma macropomum (tambaqui)
Lineage: Eukaryota; Metazoa; Chordata; Actinopteri; Characiformes; Serrasalmidae
Exons: 6
Coding region: 37-702 (221 amino acids)
Source: RefSeq, a predicted model, not a curated record
AAAAGAGGGAAGUGACAUCAUACAAAAUGCACAAACAUGUUUUCCGGGUCUCUGCUGCUCAUAACAGCUUAUAAGUGUAGGACGUGUAAGAGUGAGCAGAGUAGUGAGCAGGUCUCUUACCUCUCAGAGCUGAGAGAGAGACUCUGCUUGGGUGAAGCUGUCAUGACCUCCAGAACAUCAGGGAAUAUCACAGCAGCAGUGAUCCUCAUAUUACUGAAAGGUGCUGAAGGUUCAGAGCAGAGCUCACUGUUAAAGCUGCUCACAGUGGGAGUCGUGGCCUUUCUGGGAGUGGUGGUCUUUUUGGCUCUAAUAUUCAUUAUAGCAGCUCUGUGGAUGUGGAGUAAAAAAGGCCACAGCAGCGCUGAGGAGACUGAACAGCGAGACGCUGCUGCUGUGUACGAUAACAUUUCAGCACAGCUGUUUCAGCCUGCAAACAGAGAAGAUGAUCAGGACGACAUUCACUACUCCAGUGUUUAUUUCAGACCCUCUCACUCACAGGAAGAGCCUCCAUUCCUCACUGCUAAACUUCCUCUAGACUCCACAGAAGAGGAGGAUGUUCAGCACGCUGCUGUGAACCAGUCUCUAUUGGCUGAAGCAGCUGAUGAUCCAUCUCAGACCUACAGCCAGAUUCAAAAACACAAACAUGCAGAAGCUCUGGAUCCUGGAAAAAAAGCUGAGCUGUUCACUGUAAAGCAAACCUGAAGAUUAAAGAAACUCAGCUGACAAAAGAAAUUAGAGAAAAACAGACUCAGUGUAUUUUAGUGCUCUUUACUGAUCAGUUCUAAAACUGAAUGUUUAAGGCAUCAAUUUCCUCAAACUGUUUAGGGGACCUGUUGAAUAUAAAGCCGUAUGUAAAACCAUGACUAAUGCAACUACCAGACCAAAACACAGGUUCAUAUUUAUUUUCUUUCUUUUGUUUGGUCAGCUUGAAUUAACCACCUUCAGAGUUUAAUGCAGAAACUAACUUCAG